Messenger RNA from Melitaea cinxia (Glanville fritillary), 1459 nucleotides. Its product is annotated as WD repeat-containing protein 18. NCBI's taxonomy places the organism in Eukaryota, Metazoa, Arthropoda, Insecta, Lepidoptera, Nymphalidae. The record is from RefSeq and is a predicted model, not a curated record. Gene Ontology annotation, molecular function: protein binding. Gene Ontology annotation, cellular component: nuclear pre-replicative complex. The transcript has a single exon. Gene Ontology annotation, biological process: rRNA processing; DNA-templated DNA replication. Bases 96 to 1445 code for a protein of 449 amino acids.
GGUAUUUGAGUUUUGACCACUAACCGCAUGGUUAACGAAUUGAUUUCUCUAUUAUGAUUUUGUUUACAUUAUUUGCUUGUUAAAUUUAAAAAAAAAUGUCUAAUUUGCUAGAAGUGUUAGUUACUUGUGACGCUAACAAUAAUCUCUGGACAUGCAGUAUAUGGGAUUUUCAUACCGGCACGAACUUAAUGACUUACAAAGGUGGUGGAACCGCCGAAAGUCGAACACUCUCGUUUAUCGGCAGCGAUUAUCUGGCCGCUGUUGAAAAGACUAAACCCGUUCUACAUGUUUGGCCUCUAAACUCGCAACAAACAGUCCAAGGCAUGCGUUUUAUAUUACCGGGUAAAGCCAGUGCAUUUGCUGUUACACCUGACGGUUCCUACUGUGUCGCUGGUAUCGAAGAGAAAAUUUACCUGUGGCAAGUUUCAUCUGGUAGUCUUCUAACGAUCUUAAAUCGACACUAUCAAAAAGUCAAUAUUUUAAAAUUUACUAGUGAUGGACGUUUCUUUGUGUCCGCUGCUGAAGAUGGCAUGGUGAUGGUAUGGUCACUAGCAACGGUGGCAGCUAAUCCUGAAGUAGAACUUGUCAUGCAGGCCAUAGCGGGGCAACAUGAUCCAGUAUAUAUAUUAUCCGAUCACUCUUUACCAGUAACGGAUUUGUGUAUAAGUAAAACUGGUAUGCACGGACGUUUGUUUACUGUAUCUAGUGAUAGAUCGUGUAAAAUAUACGAUUUAACCUGUGGUGAAAUGUUAUUAAACCUUAUUUUUGAUGAACCUCUAUCCUCAGUUACUUUGGACGUUCUAGAAUUAAAUAUUUUCAUUGGAUCAACAGAAGGAAAAAUACUUCAAUUUAGUAUUACAAAUCCUCCUAGGACUAGAGAUGUACUUGUUAAUAAUGAAGAUAAUAGAAGCAUAUUCUCAUCUCAUACUAAAGCAGUUACAUGUCUGUCUGUAUCACUCAAUGGAGAUAUUUUAAUGUCUGGUUCUAAUGAUGAACAAGUUAUAUUAUGGCAUAUUAAAAGCAAACAGCCAGUGAGAAUGAUAAGGCAUAAAGGACCUAUAACUAAUGCAUUUUUUACUACCAAUUAUGAUGCUAUUUAUAAUCAAGAUUUUAUACCUAGAAUUGUUCUUAAAAGUUUGGAAAGAACCCUUGAAAAGAAUAGUGAGGGUGUCGCCGAAAUAGAGGUCCUUGUAAGAAAGGAAAAUAAUUUCUGGCCAAAGUAUGAGGAUGAUAGUAUAGACAGCUCUUAUGAUGGUGCUAUAUCAAAGGAAAUGGAGCGUGAAGUUAAACAAAAUGAAGAAAAACUUAAGGUUGAAUUGGAAAAGAUGAAGCAAAUUAAUUCCAAUUUAUAUGCUAUAUCAAUUGAAAAUGUGCUGAAAUCUAUACCUACUGAAAAUGUAAGACAAAAUAACAAUUCAAAAAAGAAAAAGAAAAAUAAAAAGUAAUUAUUUUAAAGUAA